Messenger RNA from Doryrhamphus excisus (bluestripe pipefish), 2366 nucleotides. RefSeq names its product spindle and centriole associated protein 1 (gene spice1). The record is from RefSeq and is a predicted model, not a curated record. Lineage: Eukaryota; Metazoa; Chordata; Actinopteri; Syngnathiformes; Syngnathidae. Gene Ontology annotation, cellular component: centriole; spindle; centrosome. Gene Ontology annotation, biological process: metaphase chromosome alignment; regulation of centriole replication; mitotic spindle assembly.
UUCCCAUGAUGCUAUUGACAACAGGCGCAGGAAGUGGCGCGCAACGGUUGAAAAUCUGUCACACAACAAAGUUCGACAGACAUAUAUGAAUCUACAAACCUGACGCGGUGACAAGUCUAUCGAACAUUUAAAACUCUCUGACAACAAAAGAAAAGAGGCGAGUUUGUUCGGGAAUAGCAAGAGCGUCCUCUCAAGAUGUCGCUUGUGAGAGGAGGGUGUCGACCGCAACAAAACAAGACGAAAAAGACUGUUGUUCGGCCCAAGAAGACAGCCCCCCCUCCCAAAAGAGAGUGGGUGAGCACUGUUAAUGACUUGUCGGUGCACAAACUCACACCUGCAGAGCUGAAUCAUCGCCACGAGAUCCGCAAGUCCCACAACAAGGCUGCCGCUCAGUGGGAGCUGAGAGAGAAGGCUCUAAAAGGCCGUCUUUUUAGGCAGGCCGGUUCUAGUCCUGCUUCCCUAGAUCAAUCCAGUCUCACAAUCUUAAGAGAGGUGUUUUCUGACAAGCUGCUGCUGCAGGAUGUGCUGGCUCACUCCGACAGAGCCAUGGCUCUUGUUAAGAACAUAUUUGGAGAUGCGCCGCGCAAGCAGACAGGACAUCCAUGUGUGACCAUGGUUCCGAGUUCACACUCCCCUCCAACUCGGCUGUCUCUUUUUGGCAAGUCUAUGCUGGAUCAACAGGUUCUCAGUGAGCCAGAGGAUGACUACUACAAUGAAGAUACUUCCAGGUCCAGCCUAACCCAAAGGAAAAUGAAGGCAAAGAAUAAGUUGGCAGGGGUUCAGCACCAAAAGGUCCAUCGUGGUCUAUCCAAACAGGCAUUUAGUAGCCCUCAGACUCCUUGCGCGUCAGCCAGAGCGCCAGCACUAACAGCUCUCAAUGCCACACUGGAAGUGCAGCGUUUAAGAUCCAGACAGAACCAGUCACAGGAAACCCCUGAGGAGUCUUCCUUACUUGCCUCCCAAGUCCUCAGCCCCGAGCUGUCUCCGAGGCAAGCAGGCAGCGGUCGUCCCGCCAGGACCAGGAAGCAUGUCUGCAAGACCACCGAGCUGAAUGGCUCUUCUGUUGCCUCCCUCAGUGGGGAUCAGUCCAGUAUGGACCUGCUGCAGACCAUGUUGGGCCAAGUGGAGGUGGACUUGAAUUCUCUGAGUCCAGAAACGGGGCCGGCAUCGAGACAGAGUCAGCAGACAACGCACAGCCUCACUGGCUUCUCUGUGGCUUUGGUCUCCACUCUGGGACGCCUGGUGCACCUCCUCAAAAAGCGGCAAGAGGAAGCUGAGAGUGCGGCUGAGGAAAGACGGCAGCUGGAGGAGAAGCUGACGGAGCAGCAAGGCCUGAUUGACGCUCUCACCGCUGAGAGCAUGACGCUGCGAGAGGAGACCACCGCUCUGCAGGUCGCGCUGCAGCAGCGGACAGCAGAGCUGGAGAGGAAGUUGGAAAGUGUGGCGUCGGCCAUGGCAACGCGCAUCAACUCUGAUGUCAUCGUUGCAGUUGAACAGCCUGUUGCUAAGCGACCAGUCGUCUCUCCUCUUCCUGCUGUCUGCCUGUCCUCACCUGGAAGUGGCGACUCAUGGCGCCCAAUACCUGACACUGGUCCAUCGCAUCAGGAUGCCUACAACAAACCCGGGGCUCACAGCUCAGCGUCCCAUCCCACAAGCCUUCCUUCCUCGUUGUCACUGACCUCUAACCCUCACCUGUCUCUGGAAGCCAUGGAGGCUGAGAUUGCUCACCUCUGCAGACUUAAAGAUGUGAUCAAAGUGCAAAUUAGUCAAGCUUGGGCUGCCAGUUCGGGUGUUGGAGGGUCGCUGGGCAGCGGCGAGGAACAGAGAUGUUUGCUCUCCAGCGGUGCAACACCUCAAAGUGUCAGAGCCAGCGCUUCUACACUCGGUCAACACAUGAAGCAACAGGGGAUGCCUACCAGUAUCACCCCCAGUGUAAGCAGUGUACAUCAGCGCCUCCUGGAGCUCAACAAGCAAAGUGCAGCAGCCAGGGGACGACUGCUGGAGCUGAUCGAGCAGCAGAAGCAGAAUGUCUCCGCCAAGAUGUCCGUGUCUGCCUCCCCCAUCCCUCCAUCAGCCUUCAGCCCACAGCCAGCAGGUGGAGGAAGCACUGAUAGAGCCUUCCUCAUCCCCGCCGAAGAGCCGCUGUCCAAAGUUGCAGAAGGUGACAGACGAUCACCUGGUUUUGAAGUUCAUUCUCAGCAUUAUGAGGAAGCACAGAGGGAUGUAAGCACACAGAAGGUGGACAAGCGGAGCGUGCCGGGGGGCUGGUUUGCACUCUCCACUCAUGUCAGGUGAUGAGAAGAGGAGCUAAAAACCAUUUUAUUGCUCGUUUUAAUUGGCCGAAAUAAAAGUUUGUUUGUUUUUUU